Messenger RNA from Drosophila elegans, 2498 nucleotides. RefSeq names its product IWS1-like protein. Gene Ontology annotation, biological process: poly(A)+ mRNA export from nucleus. The transcript has 6 exons. The coding region runs from base 204 to 2417 and encodes 737 amino acids. NCBI's taxonomy places the organism in Eukaryota, Metazoa, Arthropoda, Insecta, Diptera, Drosophilidae. Gene Ontology annotation, cellular component: nucleus. The record is from RefSeq and is a predicted model, not a curated record.
CAUAGACUUUAGUGUUCCGUAUUCAAUUCGUUCCUUCGGCCUGUCAAAUGCCGAGGAAUCGCGUCGUAUUUUAUAAGUCAUUUUAGGAAUUAUUUUGUACAAAUACUUUGAUGUAUUUGCUCUAAUUCCGCCAGCCAUUGCACAAUUGGUUUCACAAAAUUUAGUUUUUAUCGCGUUUAGUUUUUUGUUGUAAGAACCACGGCAUGGAAACGUCUGAAAAAGAAAAAACAUGUAGCGACGAAGCCGAGAGCUUGCUUGGAGCGCCGGAGAAGACAUUGGAUUUGCUCACGGAGGCAGUGGAGGGCGUAAAAGAAAGUCAAGAUUUUGAUCCUGACGCAACUGAUUCAGUAUUGGCAGCCAAGGGCAACAACAAGUCUCCUACGCCCACACUAAAGCAGGUUGAUGCUGUCGCGGCCCAACCAAGAAGUCGCAGUGGCUCCAGGAGGAGUUCCCGCUCGCGAAGUGGAUCGCGCAGGUCUCGCAGCGGAUCGGCUCACUCAGCAGCCAGUUCCAGGCGAUCGCGCAGUCGCUCCAAGCAAUCUUUGAAUGGUUCCCGGCGCUCCCGCAGCGGCUCUGCCCGCUCACGCAGCGGAUCCCGGCAUUCUAGUGCACCUCAGGGCUCGCCCACUGGCUCAAGGCGUUCCCGCAGUGGCUCUAGGCGUUCCCGUAGUGGCUCCGCACGUUCCCGUAGUGGCUCUGCACGUUCCCGUAGUGGCUCCGCACGUUCCCGCAGUGGAUCCAGACGUUCCCGCAGUGGAUCUAGGCGUUCCCGUAGUGGAUCAAGACGAUCCCGCAGCGGAUCCCAGCGGUCCCGCAGUAGAUCCGGCUCCAGACGCUCCAGUAGGUCCGGAAGCGGCUUCAGGCGUUCGCGCAGUGGCUCGGGAUCUAGAAGAUCUCGAAGUGGUUCUGGAUCAAGGCGUUCUCGAAGCGGCUCCAGGCGCUCCCGGAGUGGCUCGCGACGCUCUCGUAGUGGUUCGAGACGUUCUCGAAGUGGAUCGGCACGCUCGCAUAGCGGCUCUCGACGUUCGCGUAGUGGCUCGAGGCGAUCGCGCAGUGGAUCUGGCUCCAGGCGAUCUAGAAGCGGAUCAAGACGGUCCCGAAGUGGGUCCCGACGAUCCCGCAGCGGAUCUAGACGCUCCAGAAGCGGAUCCAGGCGCUCUAGGAGCGGAUCCAGGCGAUCUAGGAGCGGUUCUAGGCGCUCCAGGAGUGGAUCUAGGAACGAAUCCAGACGGUCUCGGUCUCGGUCUCGCUCCCGCAGUCGCUCCGGCAGCGCAGGGUCUCGAAAGGGAACUCGAUCUCGGUCGGGCAGUGCUGAAUCACAGGAUGGUGCCAGACGUAAAAGAUUGGCCAUAAGUGAUUCCGAAGACGAAGCUCCAAAGGUGAUCAAGAAGCGCGUCAAAAUCACAGACACGGACAACGAAGAGGAAGAAGACCAGGAUAAUGACCUGGGCACAGAAAAAGCACAAGAUAAAAUAACAGAAAGUUCUGACGAUGAAAACACGCCAAUUUCAAAUGAACCAGAAAACAGUAACUUUAUUUCGGACUUUGAUGCAAUGCUUUUGAGAAAGAAGGAAGAAAAGCGAGUGCGGCGUCGCAAGCGAGAUAUCGAUCUGAUCAACGACAACGAUGAUCUGAUUGAUCAGCUUAUCAUAAGUAUGAAGAACGCCUCGGAUGACGACCGACAGCUGAACAUGAUGGGCCAGCCGGCCACCAAGAAAAUUUCAAUGCUGAAGCAAGUGAUGUCCCAGCUCAUCAAAAAGCACUUGCAGCUCGCCUUCUUGGAGCACAACAUACUUAAUGUACUUACAGAUUGGCUAGCGCCUCUGCCCAACAAAAGUCUGCCAUGUCUCCAGAUACGCGAAAGUAUUCUUAAACUUUUGUCAGAUUUCCCAACCAUCGAAAAAGGACUUUUAAAGCAGUCGGGCAUUGGAAAGGCCGUAAUGUACUUGUACAAACAUCCUCAGGAGACAAAGACGAAUCGCGACCGAGCUGGUCGCCUAAUUUCCGAGUGGGCUCGACCGAUAUUUAACCUGAGCUGCAACUUCUCGGCGAUGAGCAAAGAGGAGCGCCAGGAACGUGAUUUGGCGCAGAUGUCGCGCAAUCGCCACAAGAGUCCGGACCCACAGCCAGCCUCCACAAGCAAAUCCCGCUUAUUGAACCAGACCUUCUCCAGCGAAGACAAGCUCCUUCGUCCUGGAGAUCCCGGCUGGGUAGCCCGCGCCCGUGUGCCCAUGCCCUCCAACAAGGACUACGUCAUCCGCCCCAAAUCAACCGUCGAGGGCGAAAUCUCUACGUCAACAAAGCGUAAGCCAAACCGCUACGAAAAGCAUAUGAAACGCUUUCUGGACUCAAAGCGACUGAAGGAGAGCCGCAGGGCAGUCGAAAUAUCUAUAGAGGGUCGCAAGAUGGCACUGUAAGCAGCAUUCUAGCUAACUUUAAAUAUUAAUUAAAAUCCAAACCAUAGAACAAAAUUUAAAAUAUAUUUUUGAAUAUAAUAA